This is a messenger RNA of Parnassius apollo (apollo), 1401 nucleotides long. Lineage: Eukaryota; Metazoa; Arthropoda; Insecta; Lepidoptera; Papilionidae. The record is from the annotation of a GenBank genome assembly.
AUGCAUCAAUGCGCCGCUUGUCAUUCAACGGUUGACGAUUACGAUUUCUUAGAAUGCUACACCUGUUUAUGUUUUUAUCAUGGCCAGUGCGUUGGUGUUUCGCCCACCGAAUUCGAGAGACUCUCUUCUGACACCAAGAUGAGUUGGAUAUACCCUGAGUGUCGCAGCAAAAAACCGCGCAGUGAUAAUUCAAAUACGCUGGUCCGUCCGUCAACACCUACUAAUAGUGCCCACGCCGACGCCAAUGUGACAUCACGCCGUGGAAAGCAGGGAACGUCCAAACAAGCGGCCAUAGUCACUUUCGUAGCCGCGCAAAGCGGCUGCUCCGGCUCAUGUGUGUCGCGCGUGGAGCUGCCUGAGUGCUGUGGAGGAGUGGCCGUUGUUUAUUCUGCUUUGUACAAACCAAAUAAUCAAAAUGUGGCAAUCAAGAGAUAUUUUGUGGAUGAAAGUAAGGAGAAAGCAAAUUUGAUACAGCAAGAUAUCCUCACAAGGAAAGAACUACAGCAUCCCAACAUUCUGUCAUACUUGACAUCUUUUGUCCAUGGCAGAGAGUUGUAUGUGGUUUCCCCAUUAAUGAAUUUAGGGUCAUGUCGUGAUAUUCUUGAUCGCUAUUUCCAAGAAGGUCUCCCAGAGCUUGCCUGUGCUAUUAUAUUGAAAGAUGUCCUACUGGCUUUACAGUAUUUACACAAGCAACUGUUUGUUCACAGGAGCGUCCGUGCUAGUCAUGUACUUUUGGACACAAAUGGUAGUGUAAAACUGUCAGGACUCCGUAGUGCCGCCUCUAUGAUGGUGCGUGGCAGGCGCCAGCGUCAACUUCACAAUCUUCCUCCACCUGAUCACGAUAAUGCUAACUUGAUGUGGCUCAGCCCAGAGUUAUUAGAACAAAACUUGAAGGGCUAUGACGAACGUUCAGACAUUUAUUCACUGGGCGUGCUGUGCUGCGAACUUGCCAAUGGCGCGGUUCCCUUUGCGGAAGUACCCACUACCCUCAUGUUUACGGAGAAAGUGAGGGGAAGCAGGCCUCAGCUACUCGAUUGCUCGUCGUUUCCGGAGCCUCUUGACGAUGGAGAGAUGAAGAGUAUGUAUAACACGGACAGUGGAGUGGGUGACAGUGCCGACGGGGUUUCUCGACUGCGGCAAGUGUAUGCAAACAGAAAGCUGUCCGACACCUUCCAUCACAUCAGUGAGAUGGCACUGCAGAGAGAUCCAGAGCGACGGCCGUCUGCAACUCAGCUUCUGAAUCAUGCUUUCUUCAAGCAAAUAAGAAAAACAGACUUCUUGCCGAGCCUCAUCGGCCGCGUGAAGCCCAUCAAAGCAGACCCUAGUGACAUGUCAGCUUUAUUAUUGCAAGAGAAAUUAUCAGAGAUGGAGAUAGAGAAGCAAACAGAGUGGGACUUUUAG